AACAAAAUUUAAUAACAAAGUCUCUCUUUGUUCCAUCUUCUCAUCUCCUCUUCCGCAGAAAAGAAAUGAAAACAGGUUCGCAAACUUCCAAAACAACAGAAUAAAUGGAAGCAAGGUACUGAGAUUUUGCUCCAGCUCUUCUUAUUCUCCUUCUUUUUCUUGUCUUCUCUUCUCCUUGUAUAUAUAUAAAUAUAAAUACACGCCAACCAAAUUUAUCCAAAUCUUUCUUCUUUCUUCUUGGUCAAUGGCUAUCUCCCAAAUAUGCUUCUAAGUCUCAUCUUGAUUGCCCAAAAGCGUCGCCUCUUCUACUCUUUGUUGCUGUCUAAACACUCUUGUUCAUAUGGACUUAUCUGGUAUCCUGAAGCUGCAAGUCAAUGCUAAUCAUAGUAUUCAUCUAUCAUACGGGGUUUGGUUUUUGAGUUUUUCAAUAUGACCAUGUUUCCUGUUCAUCGGCAAAACCUCAGGAAGAAAAAUAGUUUCGGUUGUUAUGGUGGGGCUUGCGGUGGUGGGCGGCGUUAUUUGGAAGGUGAGUAUGACUGUUUCAUCAGCUUAGGCGGAGCAUCUGAUCUAAUGGCUGAGGAUGAAUCAAGAACGGAGAUUAGUAUUAACAACGAAGAAACAGCAGGAUCAAGCUCCAAGCAGGAUAAUAUUCAUCAAGAGAUUAACAAAGAAGAUGAUGGAGGGUGGCUACAAUUGAGUUUAGGAGGUGGUACUCAUGUGCAGUCGACGAUGAGCCAUAAUAAUUACCAAAUUUCGUUGGGUCCAAGAUUAGUCGAGCUUGAUCUGUUACCUGGUGGCAGCGGUAGCAGCAGCGGUGGCGGUGAGACUUCCUCACAACAAAUAUUGAUGAGACCGCUAAAUAAUUUAACUGCAGCUCCUCUUCCUCCUCCUCCUCCGCAGCACCACCACCACCACCUCGGUUUUCAAGCUCCAGAUUUUCGAAGUUCUCUCCCGAUCAUAACAGCAGCGCCAUCGCCGACCUUCUUUUUGCAACAACAUCGGGGGUCGCCAGCUAGUACUACUAUCGAUUCCCUACCCGCCAUGACUUUUAUUCAUCAUGAUCAACAAUACGACAACAAUUUUCUGCCGUUUAGGCCUUAUCCGCUAACGCUUAAUCCUCAUCUAUCUUCAUCCCCAUCCUUUUCUGGUUCUUUGGAGCAACCACCAGGUUCAGGUUCUUAUCAAGGCCGACCACUCCAUUUCCCCGGUGGCUUAGAUAUAACCGGACCACCACCCCGUAUCGAUUUACGAGUGGUGGAUCCACCCAGAAGACCUCAUUCUGGUGUUUGGUUUAUUCUUCAAGCAUCGCAAAACCAAACAAAAGAACCGUAUUUGCCUCAAGUACCGAAGAGCUACCUUAGAAUCAAGGAUGGAAGGAUGACUGUUCGAUUGUUAAUCAAGUAUUUGGUUAAUAAACUCAAACUGGAUAGCGAAUUUGAGGUAGAAAUAACAUGUAAAGGACAACAACUUUUGCCCUUCAUGACGCUACAACAUGUAAGAGAUAACAUUUGGAAUAGUCCAAGAAACGAAGUUGUGUUUCCUCACUCCUCAGCCACCAUUGAUCACCUCAUGCUGCUCAACUACGGCAGGAUAGCAUGACCACUCAACUUAUAUUAAAUCUCGUCUAUACCCACGUCUUUGUAACACUGCUAAAUUAUGGGAAAUUUUUUUAUCCCCUUGUUUCCCUUCAUUAUUCUUGUGGGUUUUCAUUCUUCUUUCAUCCAUAUGUUCAUUUGAUUAUCUUUUAUACCCUUCCUUAAUUAGUACUUUUGUAGUAGUGUCAUCAAGGGAAUUGUUUCAAGAUACCCCUAACCUGAUAUGGAUUUGUGUGGGGAUUCGUACUAAACGUUUUUUUGUCGAGUGUAAAAUCGUAGAAUAAUUUUUUCAUAUACUUAAUUUAUUAUAUUCAGUUUGGCAUAGGAUGAUAUCAA
This is a messenger RNA of Lactuca sativa (garden lettuce), 1931 nucleotides long. RefSeq names its product RING finger protein. Gene Ontology annotation, biological process: multicellular organism development. The record is from RefSeq and is a predicted model, not a curated record. NCBI's taxonomy places the organism in Eukaryota, Viridiplantae, Streptophyta, Magnoliopsida, Asterales, Asteraceae.